GACGAGUUAAACUUGAAACGGUGUAUUUUGUGGAGCGGCAAGAUAGAGCGAUCCGUUUUGACAAAUUCCUCCGACGGAACAUCCACACCCCUGGUGGCCGCAUCCACCUACGGCUUCCUUUUGGUGCAGCACACCUUCAUCGGGCCCUCAGCGACCGACGCCGCCUCCGACGACAGCCCCUGGAAAUUGGAAGCCAAACCCAGUGGCCAUCGCAAAAUCUGACCGCCGGCUACUGGCCUCUCCGUGCGUGUGACUGUUCGUUUGAUUUCCAAUUGGAAGCUGGAUCGAUGGAGAUCGUGGAUGAGAGGAGGCGACGGCGCCCUCUCUACCGGUUAUAAAGGUGGCACCGCAGAUGCUCCGGUCGGACCCGGCCCACCAGUCGAAACGGAGAGAAGGGUGAAGUCCUCCAACCAAACCUGAAAACGGCGGCACGCGGGUCGACUGGAAACAAUACGGACGACUAGUGGCCUACGCCCUGCGGGAUGCUGUGCCGCGGCCGACGCCGUCCGGGGCUGUGGCGGUGGCCGACGGCGCUGCGGCGGCUGUCCCGGCUGGCACCGCCUGCGCCUGCGCCUGCCGACCCGGUGGUGGUUCGCGUCGACGCCAACAACGUCGCGCGCUUGGGGGCGCCCAAGCCCCGGCCGAGGCCGCGGCAGUUGCUCUCACUGCCGCCGUUCCCCGCAGGGCAGGACCCUCUCCCAGGAAGGAAGGUGGCGCCGCGACGCGUGACGGCAGUGAGCUGGGUGAAGCACUAUUUCGCCGACGUGCCGCAGGAGGCCGUGCAGGCUCAUUUCAACAGGAGAAUGGUUUUUUCUGAGUGCUAUGACCACAAGGUUUCAGCUGACAGCAUUCGAACUCAGAAGCAUCAUCUGAAAAAGGUGCCAGCGAAUUGGUUGCAGAUAAAACAUAAUGAUGCUAUGGAGCCUGGAAUGAGGAUUCACCUUCCUGUUUCAGUGGCUGAGAGUGACAUAAAGAAGCGUUAUGAGACCAUUCCGACUGCCACACUGCAUCCUAAUAAAGAUGAGAUCGAGUACCUGAGGAGGCUAGUCAUCUACAGGGACUCUGCUAUAUUGGUGCUUAACAAGCCCCCCAAAGUGCCCAUGAAAGGACAUUUGCCAGUACAUAACAGCAUGGACGUGCUUGCUGCUGCAGCACUGUCAUAUGGAAGCGAGGAGGGUCCAAAAUUGGUCCAUCGACUGGACAGAGAAAGCAGCGGUCUGAUUUUGAUGGGCAGAACAAAAGAAAGCUUUACUCGGCUGCACUGGCUUCUCACUAGUGUAAACUUAGCUAGAACAUCUUCUCAGACAUGGAAUAAAGCCUGUGAAGCAUACGCACAGAAGUAUUGGGCACUAGUCAUUGGUACUCCUAAAGAAAGGGAAGGAGUUAUAUCUGCUCCUAUCUCAAAGGUACUCCUUGAUGACGGGAAAGCCGAACGGGUCAUUCUGGCACAUCCUUCUGGCAUAGAUGGCGCGCAAGAGGCAAUAACCGAGUACCGGGUGAUGGGACCAACCAUUAAUGGGUGCUCAUGGAUCGAGCUACAGCCAUUGACUGGGCGGAAGCACCAGCUCCGAGUCCACUGUGCUGAAGCCCUAGGCACUCCCAUUGUCGGGGAUUACAAAUACGGUUGGUUUGUGCACCAAACGUGGAAGCAAAAUCCCCAGCCUGACUUCGAACCGUUCACUGGAGAGCCAUACAAGCUGAGGCGGCCAGAAGGCUUGGAGAUUCAGAAGGGCAGUGUCCUCUCAAAAGUCCCUUUACUACACCUGCAUUGCCGGGAGAUGGUCAUCCCCAACAUUGCAAAGUUCCUGAGCAGCACUGGAGGAUGGCACGAAAACGGCACCCCAUGGGCCAAGGAGAAGCCCAACCUCCUAAGAUUCGUCGCGCCAAUGCCUCCGCACAUGAAAAUCAGUUGGAACAUCAUGUCUUCAUACCUGGUGUAAUUUCUGUAUUUUUUUUCUUCCAUACUUCUCUAGCUUCUCAUGUUAACCCCAAGUUCCAUAGAGUGAUUUGUUUGUUCAAGAUUCUGAGAUUGUAGCCACCAUUUCUGAAUCAAUGCAGAAAACUACAUUUUCUGAAUCAAUGCACAUCUCAUCGU
Messenger RNA from Zea mays, 2095 nucleotides. RefSeq names its product RNA pseudouridine synthase 3 mitochondrial. The transcript has 8 exons. Bases 483 to 1940 code for a protein of 485 amino acids. Gene Ontology annotation, biological process: enzyme-directed rRNA pseudouridine synthesis. Lineage: Eukaryota; Viridiplantae; Streptophyta; Magnoliopsida; Poales; Poaceae. Gene Ontology annotation, molecular function: RNA binding; pseudouridine synthase activity. The record is from RefSeq and is a predicted model, not a curated record.